AUGGUUCACAUUUUCGAGUUGGGUCAAAUUGAACCGGGAGCUGAAGAUAAAUUCGAAAAUUCGGAUGGAGAGUCAGAGGAAGGGUGGGUUGAGACAUCAACCUCUGUCUCUGGAAAGCGGAAAAAGAAGCCUAAAGAGAGCGCUCGCAAAAAAAAGCGGAAAACUGCACGGUCUGCGAAUCCCAAGCCGAAGGAACCACAAAUCAGAAACCGUCGUAUUGUUGGCGUUGAUUUUGGCACCACAUAUUCCGGUGUCAGCCUUGUGGACGCACUAGACGACAUAAAAGGAGUUCAAAUAAUCAGGGAGUGGCCAGGGUCUGAAGACCAUAAGCCAAAAAUCGCAACAACUAUUGCAUACCAAAAUGGAAAGCCAUUGUGGGGAGGCCAGGUAAAGCCAGGCAUGCAGUCGUGGUCCUGGUUUAAGCUGGGGAUGGCCUCGAAGGAAUGCGCAAGCACGGAAGACGACCCAUUGCUACAGCAGGCGGUGGGCAUGUCCUUGAUGAAAUGCCCUCCCGGAAAAACGCCGCAAACUUUGUGCAAAGACUUCUUGACCGGCCUUUGCAAACAUAUUAUGACCAACUUGGGCAAGGAAUUUGGAAAAGCAUUGGACGUAACUCCACUUGAAUUUGUUUUCUCAACACCAGCGGACUGGGGAGAAGUAUAUAUAGAAAAAUUGAAGAGAGCAGCAAGGGAGGCCGGUUUUGCGACGAAACCUCUGGACGGAAUCUUCACAAUCGAAGAGCCAACAGCGGCCGCGCUGCUGACGUUUGAGCACUAUCGCCAGAAGCCCGUGGUCCAAACACUGUUUGAGGCGAAGAAAAAUAUCCUUGUUGUCGACAUGGGCGGAGGGACCGUGAUACGUCCUUUCAGAGUACGCGAGGCUUGUCAAGGCGCUGGGGCCAUGUGCGGCGGAACCAGUAUCGACCGGGAAUUCCAUCGAUUGAUGGAAUCAAAGUAUGGCUCAGUCUUUUCGGGAAAAUCUGCUAAGGACAUUAGCCAAGGAAGCCAAUUCAUGAAAGAGUUCGAAAACAUUAAGAGGGCAUUUGACGGUGAGCAACGAGAAUACACCGUUUGCCUAGCCCUGGAUAGGGAGAGCGGCAAAGGCUAUGACGCUGAGUUGGGCCAAAUCUCGCUCACAAGGGAAGAAAUCUGCAACAUGUUUCGCCCGGUGCUAGAGAACUCGUUUAAAUUGGCCCUCGAGCAAAUCAGAAAAUGUAAAGAAGAGAACGGGAAUCCCCUAACGGCCAUUAUCCUCUGCGGUGGGCUCUCUGAUAAUGCAUAUGUCCGGGAACAAUUUCAAGAAUUUUGCAAGGCGCACUCAGAGCGGGAAGAAACCCAGGUGCUUGUGCCGCCAAAUUCAUGGUCAGCAAUCGCCACCGGAGCAGCUCUCUCACGUAUUAGCCAAAAGCCAAAGAUAAGCAGCCAUGGAGAAAAGGUCAGACAAACAUAUAAGUGGCUAGAAGGAUAUCUCGCGCUCGAUAGCAGAGGGCCACUGAAGGGACAGCUGCAACUUUACAAGUGCAAAGACGCGAAUCCUCCCAACUAUAUCACAAGCGACGUUCAGUUACUUGGGAGCUUGAGCUUGGAUUUCUCGAGCCUCCUGAAGAGAACCGGAAGCAGGAAACUGCAGGGUAUCAAGGUGAAGAUCGGCCACCGCAUCAGAACGCAGACGGGCCAGGUGGAAUUCGCACACCGAAUCAACGGAGGGAAACCGACCGAGUGCACGAAGUUCGAAUAUGAAGCCAUCCAAGAAUCGGAGCCACCUGCAGAGAGCGACGCGGGGGACGGCGCAUUAGACGAGGCUGAAAGCGAUGAAUAUGACGACGACGAUGGUUUGCUGAUGGGCUGGUAA
This is a messenger RNA of Uncinocarpus reesii 1704, 1851 nucleotides long. RefSeq lists its product as uncharacterized. Bases 1 to 1851 code for a protein of 616 amino acids. NCBI's taxonomy places the organism in Eukaryota, Fungi, Ascomycota, Eurotiomycetes, Onygenales, Onygenaceae. The transcript has 11 exons. The record is from RefSeq and is a predicted model, not a curated record. Gene Ontology annotation, molecular function: ATP binding; ATP-dependent protein folding chaperone.